GCAACUAAAACAACAAAAAACAGAAAAAUGGCGAUCUACUCCGCCUCCUGCGGCUCCCGCAGCCCUCCCGUAAUCCGCCUUCUCGUUCUCCGCCUCUCGACCGCCGUUUCUAUUCCUUCCUCCGCCUCCUCUUCUCCUCCUCCUCCCUCCUCCUCUCCUUCCAACUCCCAUUGCCUCAACGACCACGAUCCCAUCAAAACCCUACCCCUCCCCAAACUCUCUUCCACCUCCACCUCCGGCCGCUUCGCUGUCGAGCUAGCCGCCCGCCGACUCUCCCGCAUCAAAUUCCGCGAAUCCAACCCCACCGUCUCCCAUGAAUCCUUUCUCUCUACCGUCAUCCUCUCUUACGGAUCCGCCCACAAACUCGACCGCGCCAUCGCCAUCUUCGAAGAAAUCCCCCGCCUCUGUUCUGCCCCUCCCACGACCCUCUCCUUCAACGCCCUCCUAUCCUCCGCCAUCCGAGCCAGGCAGCACACCCAGGUACCGCAUCUCUUCUCGCUUCUAUCCCAAAAGCACAAAAUUUCCCCCGACCGGUUCUCUUACGGCGUUCUCAUCAAAUCUCUCUGCCUCUCCGGUAAUGUUGAGAACGCCUUGGAUAUCAUAAAGGAGAUGGAGGAGAAGUGUGUGGAGGUCACAACUGUGAUCUACACCACUCUUAUCAGCGCUUUCUACAAAGAUGGGAAGCGGGAGAGGGCUGAGGAACUCUGGAAUGAGAUGGUAGAGAAGGGCAAAGAUCCAGAUUUGACCUCUUAUAAUGUGAAGAUCAUGCACCAAGCGCUCGAUGGCAAGGUCGAGCAAGUUCUUGAGAGCAUAUCGGAGUUGAAGGCCGCUGGAUUGAAGCCCGAUAGGAUCACGUAUAACUAUCUCAUGACUUGCUAUUCUAAGAAUGGGCGGUAUGAGGAUGUGAAGCAGGUCUAUGAAGAACUGAAGAGCAGUGGCUAUGCUCCGAAUUCUACAACGUUUAAGGUUAUGAUGAAUCUCUUGUGUGAAAGUGGAGAUUUUGAAGCUGGAUUUGAUGUUUUUAUGGAGAGCAUGAAGCAUGAGAAGAUCCCUGAUUCCGUGACAGUGAGGGCUUUGGUGGUGGGAUUGGCGAAGAAGGCCAAGUUGGAGGAAGCGAAGAUGGUGAUAAGGGCGAUGAGGGAGAGGUUUCCGGUGGAUAUGGUGGGUGAGUGGAAGAUUGUUGGGAAAGAGCUUGGUUUGGAUAUAUAGAUGAGAAAGGGCUUCUGAAACUUGAGAGGCAAUUUCUAGUUAAAUUGUUUUGUAGAGCUGAUGUUUAUUGAAAAUAAUGCCUCUUUUUAGAA
Dendrobium catenatum is the source of this 1301-nucleotide messenger RNA. RefSeq names its product pentatricopeptide repeat-containing protein At4g36680, mitochondrial-like. Gene Ontology annotation, molecular function: protein binding. The transcript has a single exon. NCBI's taxonomy places the organism in Eukaryota, Viridiplantae, Streptophyta, Magnoliopsida, Asparagales, Orchidaceae. The record is from RefSeq and is a predicted model, not a curated record. Bases 28 to 1209 code for a protein of 393 amino acids. Gene Ontology annotation, cellular component: chloroplast.